Molecule: messenger RNA, 2708 nt
Organism: Trichosurus vulpecula (common brushtail)
Lineage: Eukaryota; Metazoa; Chordata; Mammalia; Diprotodontia; Phalangeridae
Product: retinol dehydrogenase 11-like
Exons: 7
Coding region: 115-1068 (317 amino acids)
Source: RefSeq, a predicted model, not a curated record
AAUUUAAAUGGGGUGUGCCCACAGAGAGUCAGCCAUAGUAUUUGGGGUCCGCUACAGCUGAGGCUUCGGCAGCAUCCUUGAGCAGGGCUCAGGUGGCUGCAAAUUUAGGAAAAGAUGCUUGGGACCCUGGCCUUGUUGGCUUUGCUCGUUUUCCUCCUGAUCUUGGCAGCUCCCUAUAUCAGGAAAGCAGUUUCCAAAGGAGUUUGUACAUCAACUGUGCAGCUUCCUGGAAAGGUAGCAAUAGUCACUGGAGCCAACACGGGCAUUGGGAAGGAGACAGCCAAAGACCUUGCUCAGAGAGGAGCUCGAGUAUAUAUUGCUUGUAGGGAUUUGCAAAAGGGGGAGUUGGCAGCCAAUGAGAUCCGGGCUAAGACAGGGAACCAGCAGGUGAUGGUGCGGAAGCUGGACCUGUCUGACACCAAUUCAAUCCGAGCCUUUGCUGAGGCCUUCCUGGCAGAAGAAAAACAGCUUCACAUCCUGAUCAACAAUGCAGGAGUGAUGAUGUGCCCCUACUCUAAGACAGCUGAUGGAUUUGAGAUGCAUAUGGGAGUCAAUCACUUAGGUCAUUUUCUUCUGACCUACCUGCUGCUGGGGAGGCUGAAGGAAUCAGCCCCAUCAAGGGUGGUGAAUGUGUCUUCCUUGGCUUUCCACCUGGGCAGGAUCCAUUUUUACAACCUACAUGGCGAGAAGUAUUAUAACCGGAGCCUUGCCUACUGCCACAGCAAGCUGGCCAAUGUGCUUUUUACCCAGGAGUUAGCUCGAAGACUAAAAGGUACAGGGGUUACUACAUAUUCUGUACACCCUGGAACUGUCCACUCUGAACUGACUCGGCAUUCAACUUUCAUGAAACUGAUAUGGAAGCUCUUCUCUUCCUUCAUUAAGACCCCACAAGAGGGAGCUCAGACCAGCCUGUACUGUGCCUUGACCGAGGGCCUUGAACCUCUGAGUGGCAAACAUUUCAGCGAAUGCAGUCCUGCAUGGAUUUCUUCCCGGGGACGGAACAUGACAACGGCAAGGCGGUUAUGGGAUGUCAGCUGUGAUCUGCUGGGGAUCCAGCAGGACUGGUAGAUGGGAAUAGCCCAUCACCAAAGAGUAGCUUUAGACUGCUCAGUUGUAAUGUGCCAAAAGGGUUUCUACAAGGCUGGUUGAAAGGGAGCACAAUCCUUCCACUGAUGAUACAUUUGCCUGCCUGACUUCAGGGUAAUAACCCAAUGCACUGCCAGGUCUUUCUAAGUAUCUUUUAUUUGUAUGCCUCGUCCCUGUCACUUCCAGGGCCAUCAGUAAUAUUACAGGACAGUAAGACCCCAAUAUUACAUGUGCUUAUAAUUCUUUCCUUUUAUUCACCUCUAGGUGAAUGGGACCAAACUAUGGAGAGGGAAGGAUUAUACUGAAAGUUAGCCCUCUUUGACCAUUAUUGGGUAGUAUCUAGUUCCUACCGAGCUGAUCGUUGGGAGAAUAGUUCUGUAAACUUGGUCUGGAGAUCCUUCAUCAAGACCAUAACCAGGUUCCCCCUUUGGCAAAACCAAUCCAAGACUGAUGCCUAGACUCAUUCAGGAAAAUCUUUAUUAAAUCUAGACUUCACUUUGGCUCUUUCCUUUGAGCAGCCUGGAGACAUUGAUACACAACAGAUAAUACGAGUGAGAGGAGGAACAAAUGUCAUUCGAUCUUCAUACCUACGACAGGCUAUUUUUCUUUGUAGUUUUGCUCUUCUGUGUCACUGAGGAUUUCAAAUCAGUUAAAUGACUGGAUCUUCUUUCAGGUGUAUCUUCAUGCAGAUGGUAGGGAAGUGGGCAGCCUAGAAAAGGCUGGGGAGGGAGAUUAUUAGAAGUUGAAUGAAUGGUAGGAGAUAGGGCCGAUUGUGGGGUUAAAGUGGAGGGCUAUAAGGAAUGGAAGAAAACCUGUCUGUAAGACAGAGGAUAAACUAAAAUGGCAGUCCCAGCCGGCACUAGUAUAGCUGGGGAAAGCACCUUCAUACUGCAAAAAAUCAUUUCCUAUGACCCACAUUAAGUCAUACUGAGAUUAUGCACCAUUUUAUUCAAUUUCCAGGCAGCUAGGUGUCGGAUCCAGAGUCAGGAAGAUGAGUUCAAAUCCAGCCUCAGCCACUUGUUAGCUGUGGGAACUUGGUCAAGUCAUUUAACCUCAGUUUCUUCAUGUGUAAAAUGGGGAUAAUAAUGGCACCUACCUCCCAGGGUGUUAAGUAUCUAAUGAGAUAAUAAUUGGAAAGUGUGCAGCAGAGUAUUGCUUGGCAUAGAGUGGUAUGUAAAUAUUGGCUAUUAUAAUAGUAAUUAUUAUUUUAAAGCAUUUGUUUUCCAUUGGGAUUAUGUAGGGAAGGUAGAACUGCUAUUUAUGGAAUUUAGCUUUUUAUAACAUUAAUGUUUACAAAAUAAAACAUGGGAAUUCAGAAGUGUUUGCCUCAACUAUGCAGAGUAUGGUGACUUCCUGGAAUUUGGAUGUUAUUUAUCCUGUACUGAUGUCUCAGAUCUUUAGCUUUGAAGAGGAACAAUUAUGAUGCUAGUUAUGAUUCUUCAUAUUUAAGCAUUUGUCAUCUCUUUCCUUAUUGUCAUCAUCCUGGCCUAGAAAAUGGAUUUGUUGCUGCUGCCGAGGGGGUUUUUCUGUUGUAUGAGGCACUAUGGUACAGCAACUGAAUUAACACUGGUUUUUAACUUAUAUGGAAUGGCCCACGACAAAUAAAAAGAAAUGCUAUUUAU